This is a messenger RNA of Anguilla anguilla (European eel), 13935 nucleotides long. Its product is annotated as disco-interacting protein 2 homolog B-A. Bases 2783 to 7531 code for a protein of 1582 amino acids. The transcript is spliced from 40 exons. The record is from RefSeq and is a predicted model, not a curated record. Lineage: Eukaryota; Metazoa; Chordata; Actinopteri; Anguilliformes; Anguillidae.
CGCUCACAAAUCCUGUGUUUGGGGGGAAAAGAAAAAAUAAUCACGUUCCGCCUUAAAAAAAGGAAGAAAGUUCACACCAGUGCCUCCCUUCCCUCCGUGUGCUGGUGGGUGGAGCAGACCCAGUGGGGGAGGGGCUGCGUCCCAGGGUCAGGGGGCAGCUCGCCACCUGAGGAAUCUCACACGGAGAAAAAGCAUCGGAACGCUCGGGUGUGUUUGAGCUCAUAUACCUCCGAAAGAUGCAGCAGGUUUGGAUCUCUCGCUCCCCCUCUCCUCCUCUCCCUCGUUUGUGGCUUUGUGGCACCUGUCUUCCUUUCUGCACACGGGAGGUGCUGCGGGACUGCCAGUCAUGGCCCCGCGCAGACGGGCCCACGCAGUCGGACGCAGACGGCCCCAUGCGGUUGUGCGCAGACGGCCCCACGCAGUCGGACGCAGACGGCCCCGCACAGUUGUGCGCAGACGGGCCUUGCAGUCGGACGUAGACGGCUCCGUGCAGUCGGAUGCAGACGGAUCCGCGCAGUCGGAUGCAGACAGCCUCAGGGUGGCUUUGUACCUUCAACCAUUUUCCUCUGGGAUUGCAGCGCGAAGAAUUGGGCUCAAGUACCAUUAAAAAGAAAAAACAAACUGAAAACCUGGGGCUACAUUUUACAGUUCCUUGGAUUAAAGCUGGAAACAUACUUGAGUUUUAUUGCGCCACGUGUACGUGAAGUAGUUGCAUCCCCAGCUUUUUUUUUUUUUUUUACUGCAGGUUUAAAGGUAUAUUCACUAGGGGGCAGAUUCAGGACUUCUCUCCAAAUGAUUCCGCCAUCCUUCCUGGCUUCCCGUGUGGCUUCCUAGCGUCUGUCGCGUCACUAGGCAUAAAAAUAUAUACUGCCCCCCGCAGUUUACGCGGGUAUUGCACCUUGCGGACUGUAGCGUUAAUUUUUGCGGAUGUGCACAAGGAACACCCUGACCGACCGCAGGAUACACGUGACCGCAGUCUUGCGUCCACGUUCGCGUAAUUUAAAUCAAGUAUGUUUCCAGCCUAACAGACCCCGGAGUCCUCGCACCUCAAGUACUUCGUUUGCAGGGUGUAACGCGAUGCAGAAAUGUUUGAGAAGUUGUAAACUGUAUGGGCGGGUGUAAGUGCACUAAGAACAAUAUGCAGAUGUUUCUCUUUAGAUUUUUAUUUUCAUUUUGAUGAGCUUUAACAAGUCCGGAUAAAGGAACGUAACCGUGGCAGGUUCGGAGGUUUGCCGGUUUUGUCUGGUGUACUGUGUGUAUGUACGUGUGUGUGUGCGCUUGCGUAAAGAGGACUGCUCAGAGACUGUGAAAACACGUCUGGCGUGUGCGCCUGAUCUCCCCCGCACCGCAGAUCACCGCGCCGCCAGACAAACUACAAGACUGUACUCUGCAUCGUAGUUAUUGUCAUUAGCACUUUCCCCUCCUUCAUUAUUAUUCUUUUGUAUUGUGUGCUAUUGUCAGGGCUAUACAGAUGCCUGCUACAAUUAAUGCUUGUCAUUCUAUUUUUCUUUUGGAUGUAAUAAGCAAAUUUAGAAGUGCAUCCUUUCUUUGGACACUUUUUCUCCCUUUGCUUUCUGCUUAAUAUAUUCAGAUAUGAUUGUUUCGUUUUUUUUCCCUGUUCUUUCUUUUCUUUUUUAAAUAUUAACUGCCUUUGUAUAACUUUUUUGUGGUUGGUCUGCUUGUGCAGGUGGUCUGUUGCCUUUUUAAAUUUUUAUUUAAUUGUUUUUGUUUUUUUUGUUUUGCUGCUUCUCACAUAGACAGACCUCCCAUGUCCAGCACAAACAACACCACUUUAUUUAUUAGGGAGUAUGUCUCAAGGGAGAACAAGUCAUCUUUUAAAAACGUAUUGUGCCCUCAAUGUGAGAAAUUACAAUCAACUUGCAUUACUGCACGAACAAGAGUUAACGUCUUGUUAAAAUAAGAAAUACAAAUUAAGCAACAUUUUAAAGUUGCUGUUCAUAAAUCUAUUUUUGUGUGAAGUCGCACUCCCAUAUGUUAGUCUGGUCGUUUGAAAAAUAUGUUAAAUGUAUUGUACAUAUGUGUACUAUAUAAAUAUAUAUAUAUACUUUUUCAUGCAUGCUACAGUGAUAUAAUAUGAACACGUAUCAUGGUUCCAUUUUAAUAAUUAAAACAGAAUUCAGUUUGGUAAAAUUCAGCAAUUUGUGAACGAUUGUAAAUCUAUGCACUAAAAAUAUUGAUUGAUGUCUAAUUUAUUACUUCAGAAAAGAGAAUGCUUGAAGUUUGGCUCCCCCAAUACUGCUGUUGUCUUUCCAAAUCAGUUCAGCCGUUGAAAGUAGUGAAAAAACAAAUAAAUCGCUGAAUCAGAUUUUUUUAUAAGGGAAAUCAACGGUUAUAUCCAAGGGGAACGUUGCCUUUCUGGGAAUAUUGAAUAGUUGGUGCUCAAGACGGACGUGAGUGAAUAGGUAAAUUGCACCGCAGGAAAAGGAAUCGAGUACUAUCAGUGAAUUUGCAGUUACACAGAAGUGUCACCAGAGGGGGGCAGUAGCCGUUUUGUACUGUUAACUGCAGUACGGGGAAUGCGAUGCAGUUCCCAGUAGAGUCGCUAGGGGGUACAAAGUUUUCAUGGAAGAGCAUUUCCCAACAAGGUCACGUGACAUUUUGCAUCGGGGAGUUUUUUUCUUCCUUCGCUAUGGCGGAAUUACAGGAGCACACGGAAGGAUUGUAACCCAUAUCAUAAUUAAUGUUUUGUGUCGUGAAGGAGGAUUUUAAUUAUUUACUGAUUUUAUUUUGCUCUGAGCACUUGUUAUAGCAUUUUUUCGCGAUGGCGGAUCGAGGUCUGGAUUUGUCCGGUCUGCCCAAAGACGUUAGGGACCAGCUGGCGGAGUUGGAUUUGGAGCUAUCGGAAGGUGACAUCACACAAAAGGGCUAUGAGAAGAAAAGAGCUAAAUUGCUGGCCCCCUACGUCUCAGCAACACCAAGUGCAGAACCGUCCCCCGAGACCGAGCAGCCGACCCCGGGUCCCAGCUCCGCCCCCGACCCUGCCCCUUCCUCCUCCGCUUCCUCCUCCACCUCGGCCUCCACGUCGGCGGCCCGCCGGCACCGCGCCCGCCGCAGCGGGGGAGCCCGGGACGACCGCUACCGCUCGGAUAUCCACACGGAGGCGGUACAAGCCGCUCUGGCGCAGCACAGGGAGCAGAAGAUGGCGCUGCCCAUGCCCACCAAACGCCGCUCCGCCUUCGCCCAGUCUCCCGCCGACAACUGCACCCCGCCCGACUCCUCCUCGGGGUCGGAUGAUGAGAGCUCUCUGAGCAGGCGGGCGGGGCAGGCUCAGGGGCUGCAGAGCCCGGACUCCUGGAUAAACCGCUCCCUGCAGGGCUCCUCCACCUCCUCCUCCGCCUCCUCCACCCUGUCGCACAGCGAGGGCAAACCCCAGCCUGCCGCGCUCGCCGACGUGCUGGCACACACCCGCAUAGAGAACAGCAGCGCUGCCCCUGAUGUGACCUCGGCCGCGCCCCAGGACCGGGGGUCCCAUGCGGAAAUGCCCCCGCCCGUGCGGGGCAUGAGCCGCGGCCAGAGCCGCUCCAGCAUGAUGGACACGGCAGACGGAAAAGGCGUUCCGGUCAGCAGCAGAGUCUCCACUAAGAUCCAGCAGCUGCUGAACACGCUGAAGAGGCCCAAGAGGCCGCCGCUCAGCGAGUUCUUCAUGGACGACACCGAGGAGAUCGUAGAGGUGCCCCAGCCUGACCCCAACACCCCGAAACCAGAGGGGCGGCAGAUCAUCCCGGUGAAGGGGGAGCCGCUGGGCGUGGUCAGUAACUGGCCCCCCGCCCUGCAGGCAGCGCUGGCCCGCUGGGGGGCCACGCAGGCCAAGAGCCCCGCCCUCACGGCCCUGGACAUCACGGGCAAGCCCCUCUACACCCUGACCUACGGCAAGCUGUGGAGCCGCAGUCUCAAACUGGCCUUCACCCUCCUCAACAAGCUGGGAACCAAGAACGAGCCCGUCCUGAAGCCUGGGGAUCGGGUGGCGCUGGUGUACCCCAACAGUGACCCCGGGAUGUUCUGGGUGGCGUUCUACGGCUGCCUGCUGGCCGAGGUCAUCCCCGUGCCCAUAGAGGUGCCGCUGUCCCGCAAGGACGCAGGAAGUCAGCAGAUCGGCUUCCUGCUGGGGAGCUGUGGGGUGAGCAUAGCCCUGACCAGCGAAGUGUGUCUGAAGGGACUGCCCAAGACUCCCAAUGGAGAAAUACUGCAGUUCAAAGGCUGGCCGCGGCUGAAGUGGGUGGUGACUGACUCCAAGUAUCUGACCAAACCGUCCAAAGACUGGCAGCCUCAUAUUCCCACUGCCAACACUGACCCCGCCUACAUCGAAUACAAGGCCAGUAAGGAGGGCACAGUGAUGGGUGUGGCUGUGUCCAAGGUGGCCAUGCUGACUCACUGCCAGGCUCUGACCCAGGCCUGUAACUACUGUGAGGGGGAAACGUUGGUGAACGUGUUGGACUGUAAGAAGGACAUGGGUCUGUGGCAUGGCGUUCUCACAAGCGUGAUGAACCGGAUCCACACCAUCAGCGUCCCCUACGCAGUCAUGAAGGCCUGCCCCCUCUCCUGGGUGCAGAGAGUCCACAUCCACAAGGCGCGGGUGGCGCUGGUGAAGUGCCGGGACCUGCACUGGGCCAUGAUGGCCCACAGGGAGCAGAGGGACAUCAGCCUGGCCUCCCUGAGAAUGCUCAUCGUAGCCGACGGAGCCAACCCCUGGUCGGUGUCGUCAUGUGACGCCUUCCUCAACGUGUUCCAAAGCCACGGCCUGAAGCCUGAGGUCAUCUGCCCCUGUGCCACCUCUCCUGAAGCCAUGACCGUCGCCAUCCGCAGGCCGGGGGUCCCUGGGGCGCCCCUCCCCGCCCGCGCCAUCCUGUCCAUGUGGGGCCUGAGCUACGGCGUGAUCCGCGUCAACACCGAGGACAAGAACUCCGCCCUCACGGUGCAAGACGUGGGCCACGUCAUGCCUGGAGCUCUGAUGUGCAUUGUGAAGCCAGACGGGCCGCCCCAGCUGUGUAAGACGGAUGAGAUCGGGGAGAUUGUUGUGAACUCCCGCGCUGGAGGCACCAUGUACUACGGCCUGCCCGGGGUCACCAAGAACAUGUUUGAGGUGAUCCCUGUGAACGCCAGUGGCGCCCCCAUCGGGGAGAUCCCCUUCAUACGCUCCGGACUGCUGGGGUUCGUAGGACCGGGCAGCCUGGUGUUCGUGGUGGGGAAGAUCGAGGGGCUGCUGAUGGUGAGCGGCCGGCGGCACAACGCAGACGACCUGGUUGCCACGGCGCUGGCGGUGGAGCCUGUCAAAACCGUGUACCGCGGGAGGGUGGCUGUGUUCUCGGUGACGGUGUUCUAUGAUGAGAGGAUUGUGAUCGUGGCGGAGCAGCGGCCAGAGGCCAGCGAGGAGGACAGCUUCCAGUGGAUGAGCCGAGUGCUGCAGGCCAUUGACAGCAUCCACCAGGUGGGUCUGUACUGCCUGGCUCUGGUUCCUGCCAACACCCUCCCCAAAACCCCUCUGGGGGGCAUCCACGUCGCCGAAACCAAGCAGCACUUCCUGGAGGGCAACCUGCACCCCUGCAACAUCCUCAUGUGCCCCCACACCUGCGUCACCAACCUGCCCAAACCCCGCCAGAAACAGCCAGUGGGGGUGGGUCCGGCCUCCAUCAUGGUGGGCAACCUGGUGGCCGGUAAGCGCGUGGCGCAGGCGGCGGGCAGGGACCUGGGGCUGAUCGAGGACCAGGACCUGGUCAGGAAGCUCUGUAUGUGGCCCACCAUGAUGCACCAGUAUCUGACAGAGGCCCUGCAGUGGAGGGCUCAGACUGACCCAGAUCACGUCCUGUUUGUGCUGCUGAAUGCUAAGGGGGUAGCGGUUAGCACAGCAUCCUGUGUGCAGCUGCACAGACGUGCAGAGAAGGUGACUGCAGCCCUGGCAGAGAGGGGCGGCAUCAACACCGGAGACAACGUGGUCUUGCUCUACCCUCCUGGGAUCGAUCUGAUCGCCUCGUUCUACGGCUGCCUGUACGCCGGCUGCAUUCCUGUGACCGUCCGGCCUCCCCACCCUCAGAACCUGGCAGCCACACUGCCCACCGUGCGCAUGAUCAUCGACGUGAGUAAGGCGGUCUGCAUCCUCACCACUCAGGCACUCACCAAGAUCCUGCGGUCCAAAGAGGCUGCCGCCACGGUCAACAUCAAAACCUGGCCCACCAUCAUCGACACAGACGACCUCCCUCGAAGACGGCCCCCCCUCAUCUACAAGCCCCCCACGGCCGAGAUGCUGGCAUACCUGGACUUCAGCGUGUCCACCACAGGCAUGCUGACCGGCGUCAAGAUGUCCCACGCGGCGGUGGGCGCUCUGUGCCGCUCCAUUAAGCUGCAGUGUGAGCUCUACUCCUCCCGCCAAAUCGCCAUCUGCCUGGACCCCUACUGCGGCCUGGGCUUUGUACUGUGGUGCCUCUCCAGUGUGUAUUCGGGACACCAGUCCAUCCUGAUCCCCCCUGCGGAGCUGGAGGUGUCGCUACCGCUGUGGCUGAGCGCGCUCAGUCAGUACAGGAUCAGAGACACCUUCUGCUCCUACUCUGUGAUGGAGCUCUGCACCAAGGGCCUGGGCACGCAGACAGAGAGCUUAAAGGCGCGGGGGGUGAACCUGGCCUGCGUGCGCAGCUGCGUGGUCGUGGCCGAAGAGCGCCCCCGUCUGGCGCUCACGCAGUCCUUCUCCAAACUCUUCAAGGACCUGGGCCUGUCGCCCCGGGCCGUCAGCACCGCCUUCGGCUCCAGAGUCAACCUGGCCAUCUGCCUGCAGGGCACCACUGGACCGGACCCCUCCACGGUCUAUGUGGACAUGAAGUCUCUCAGACACGACAGGGUUCGGCUGGUGGAGCGGGGCGCCCCUCAGAGCCUGCCACUCAUGGAGUCUGGGACUAUUCUUCCAGGUGUGAGGGUGGUCAUAGUGAACCCAGAGACGCGAGGACCACUCGGGGAUUCUCAUCUGGGGGAGAUCUGGGUGAGCAGCCCUCACAGCGCCAGCGGCUACUACACGCUGUACGGGGAGGAGAGCCUGCAGGCCGACCACUUCAACACCAGGCUGAGCUUCGGGGACCCGCAGACCCUCUGGGCCCGAACCGGCUACCUGGGCUUCGUCAAGCGGACCGAGCUGCUGGACGCCAGUGGAGAUCGCCAUGACGCCCUCUUCGUGGUGGGCUCUCUGGACGAGACUCUGGAGCUGAGGGGCCUGCGCUAUCACCCCAUAGACAUCGAAACGUCCGUGUCCCGAGCGCACCGCAGCAUCGCAGAGAGUGCUGUCUUCACCUGGACCAACCUGCUGGUGGUGGUGUCGGAGCUGUGCGGGUCCGAGCAGGAGGCGCUGGACCUGGUUCCCCUGGUGACAAACGUGGUCCUGGAGGAGCACCACCUGAUCGUGGGCGUGGUGGUGAUCGUGGACCCCGGGGUCAUCCCCAUCAACUCCCGCGGGGAGAAGCAGAGGAUGCACCUCAGAGACUCCUUCCUGGCCGACCAGCUGGACCCCAUCUACGUGGCCUACAACAUGUGACCCGCCUCCGCCACGCCUCCCCCGCCCCGCCGAGGCCCCGGGCCACGCCCAGCCCCCGCGGGAUGGGGCCCGGAGGCGCGGGCGUCAGCUUGGGAUGGCGGUGCGGCCACCGCUCUCCCAGGGCGCGGAAACAGAGCGAGGGUGGGCAGGUUUAUCGGAGACCCGUGACCUUUGACUCCUCUGCCCGUGGCGUGACACCCCUUUCGCUCUUGGUUUGUCCUCGCCUGACCCCCCCACCCCCCACCCACCCACCCCCCGACCCAAGCAACGGCUUUAAGGGGGGCGUAGAGAGAGGCAGGAAGGAGAAACUGGGUCUCCGCCUUUCCAUCCCACCCUCUCUCUUUCCUUUGACUGAGAGAGCGCCUAUCCUGCGAUUUCUCAUUGGGUCACACCUGCAUUGAUUGCGCCGGUGUUACAUCACCUGACUGUGGGAGCCGGGGGGGUGGGGGAGGGGAUUCUCUCACCCCUUUACCUCUACAUACGCCCACUGCUGAGGACGGGGGGGGGGGCAGAGUCAGUCAGAACAGUGAUUUGGUUGCGGAGUCUACGCCCCACCCAACCCGCUCUGAGUCCUUUACAGUGACAGAAAGGUCAUGUGAUGCGGUUUCACCGAUAAUCCAUCAAAUGCCGCUGAACGGACUUCUGCUUUUAGAACCUGCUUAAAAAUUCCAUUAGGGAGCUGCAAGAAGGCCCGGGGCCCGGGGCCCGGGGCCCGGGCAGACCUGGCUGUUCUGGUGUAUCGGGAGUGGUGGAGGGGGGAGGGGAAGCAUACGCCGGGUUCCCCCCUUUCAUUUUAGGCACGUUCCCCAGUCAUCUUGAAGCACCGCCGCUGCGACAUGUCGUCCCACGCCAGCUUUUAAGGAAACCGGCACACCCACGUGUCUCUGGGGGGCACGUAGCGACUGUGUUCGCGGGGGUGGCCCCCGUCGCCGAGUUCAGGUGUGCGUGUUUUAAACUGCGAAAGGAAGCCUGCUGCUCGCCUUACUAAAACCUGUGCAUCGUUUCAUUCUUUAUUUCUUUUCAUUUCGUUUGGUUGUUUUUUUUUACAUUUUAUUUUGUGUUGGACAUUUCAUUGCUGUUGUUUUGUAUAUUCUCAUUUUGAAAAAGGGAUGUGUUUUUGGAGGUGGGGAGUGGGUUGCUCUACGGGGGGGAGGUUCGAUGUAACAUAUUGUACAUAGCUCGGAUAUUUGCGUCUAGUUCAUCUGAAAUUAUCGUGUUUUAACAAAAAAAAGACUAUUGAGUUGUGGGAAAUGGAAAACUUGACUGAUCUCUCAUACUUGACACCUAUUUCCUGGAUCAUGGACUCCCUCAGUCACUGAGAGAGUAAAUCGAUCCCAAAAACAAAAGAUUUCACACUGAUAUACGCUUUUCAUUUUAAAAAAAUCUGUGGUCAGUGAGCAGUCGUGGCUUGCACUUAACUACGGGUUCUUAUUUCCUGGGUUGUUUCUGUGGUCCCCUGUUGACCAAAGCACAGGGGCGGCCAUCACAUUCACCAUGUUCACCUUUACAACAAAGCCUCUGUGGAAUUCCCACUCAUGUCCUUUAAAAAAAUAACGUUAAAUAAGAUAUGAAGCGCUACAGGAAGUGCACAUUCUCCUGCAGUGAUCUCGUCACGAAACCGUGAUGUAAGGGAACUUUGAGCUCUCCUCGUAAGUAUUGGCUUCAGUGUUUUUGUUCAUAGUGGAUCCUUAUUUGUACACUCUUGUUAUAGCAGCAGUUUCCUUCUAACGAGUGGGUGUUUAUGCAAAGCCGCCGAAGGCAGUGCCCGUACCAGUCCAUCUUGAGCCGUUUCUCUGCCCGCAAACUAAGAGUCUGUGAACGCGUUGCCUGUCGGCCAUCAGUGUUAGCGGUACAGUGACGUAACCGCUCGAUUCAGACCGGAAACUGAGAGCCAUGCAUGGGGCAUGUCACCAUAGAAAACUGCAACCCCAGUGCCUCCAGAUUCUCUCUAAUGAUGACGUCAUCCAGUUGGAAAGCUCAGCCAGCUUUGAAGCCGAUUUGGCAUCUCUAAGCCAAAAAAACCCAGUUUCUCAGGACAUUGCAUUCUGGUGAUGUGUUGUUCACUCCCCGCGACCGCCACCCAACCUGAAGUGGAGAGAUUUCACACAUCGGCAUGUUCCCUUGCGGGAAGUUGCUGUUUGUUUACCGACGCAGCAGAACAAACCCAUAAUCCUUGUAAACGUUUGCACUGCUUGUGCUGGGAUCAACUCAGACCCUCCAGCAUUCAGACAGCCCAGCCUGGGGAAAUCAGGCCAGUGCGGUUUGCUGCUUUAAAAAAAAAAAACCAGCCUGCCAUUCACUGGUCCAGUAAAUUAAUUAGCUGUAGUCAUUUAUGUUAAUGGUAUCCCACAAUCCAAUGUGACAGUUUUAUAUAAAAACGUAUGUGGCUGUCUGAGCUGGUAAGGAAAGGGAGAGCAGAGGUAGGAGACACACACUCACACGUAUGUUUACACACCCACACACACACACACAGACACACACUCACACGUAUGUUUACACACCCACACACACACACAGACACACACUCACACGUAUGUUUACACAAGCACACUCGUGCACAGGGGAGCACACACAAACAAACGCUGACUGGCAGAAGUAAGUGGAAGGGCGGUAUUUAAAUGCAGUUCUGAGCCAUUGAGAGACACGGGGCGUCCGCAGCAGACUCCGGUGGAGACUGUACGCCCCAGACGGCAGCGCUCCGGCUUCCUGCCGCUGUCCCUGUAGUCACGCUCGGCGCUGGAGGCGCAGAGUGGCGGGAUCCCGCGGCGUGCCCGCGUCAGGGCGUGGGGGAGAGAGUGUCGCUUGGGAACGUGGCUCCCGCCCAUCCUCUUCCUUGCCGAGGAGACCACUGCGAAAACUGGAAGACCCUGCCGCCUACUGGCACCAGGCCCAGGAGACAUGGGGACCGUGCGCCGGACCCCCGACAGGCCCGUGUCCUGUCCCUGGGCUUUAGAGCCGUACUGUGCCGUGUAUGACCCUGCUGGUGUCCGGCUGCAGGUUCGAAUUCCAGGCAGGGCUUUUUUUUCUGCACUCCUUGCCACACCGAACCGGAAUUGUUUCGGUAAUUAUCCAAGUGUGUAAAUGGACGUGUAAAUAUGUAAGUUUGCCGUGAAUGAGGGCAUCAGCCAAGCACAUGGGUCGUAAAAAACAGCCGCUGUUUUAACACACAUCUUUCUUCUGCAAGCUAAUACUGUGUGAUUCCCCGCUGUCUUGUUAUUGGUUUAUUUUAAUUGUGAUAUAAAAGUAACAAAAUCAGUGAUUUUAGAUUUAAAAAUUUUUAUGGCAUCUCUUUGAUUGAACUGUCUUUUAGGACAGUUAUCCUGAUGAUAUGUAACUAAGAGCAUGGUUUUUUUUCCAAAGUCAGCAAACUUACAGUACAAAUGAAAGCAAAGUUGCAAACAAAAUCGAGCACUGUGAAAGCAAAGCGAUAUUGAAGCUAAGUAUUCUUUUUCCUUUUUUAACAUUUAAUUUUAUCUUUAUGUAUGCUUCUAUGUUACCUUGAGUUUGGCCUUUGUUUGUGAUAUCAAGGAUAAAAAUGAGCAUUAUCAUUAUAGAUUAUUAUUAGACAUUAUUUUUUAAAGAGAAGCAGCAUGUGCUUUGGUGCUUUGGCAGGAAAACACUGCUUUCAGAUCCAUAAAGGAUUUCAGCAUUAUGGUGCAGCUCUGCAGUAAACCCACAUAGUUGGCCUACAUAGUGCAUGUUUGACACACACUAGGAAACCACUAACUAGUCUUUUACCCUGUCGCUCACAUGGAGAAAAUAUCUCCUUGAUGACAAAGCGUUUGCUGUUGGGUGAGAAAAGGGAUUUGAGCGUUAAUGAUUCAGAGCUUAAUUUCUGAAUCGGGAAGGAUCAACAGGAAAAAAAACAAGAAAAAUCUCAAAUGGCAAAGAAGAGUCAGGCUGGAGAAUGAACCUGAGGUGUGCACCAGAACCAGGACACAGUUACAGCACUACCUGUGCCUCUGCUGUGAGAAUAAGCCUUAGCUGUGAGAGUGAGUUUCAGCUCUGAUAGUGAGUCUCAGCUGUGAGAGUGAGCCUCAGCUGUGAGAAUGAGCCUCGGCUGUGAGAGAGAGCCUCAGCUGUGAGAGAGAGCCUUGGCUGUGAGAAUGAGCCUCAGCUGUGAGAGUGAGUCUCAGCUGUGAGAGAGAGCCUCAGCUGUGAGGGAGAGCCUCAGCUGUGAGAGUGAGCCUCAGCUGUGAGAGUGAGCCUCAGCUGUGAGAAUGAGCCUCAGCUGUGAGAGAGAGCCUCGGCUAUGAGAGAGAGCCUCGGCUGUGAGAAUGAGCCUCAGCUGUGAGAGAGAGCCUCGGCUAUGAGAAUGAGCCUCGGCUGUGAGAGAGAGCCUCAGCUGUGAGAGAGAGCCUUGGCUGUGAGAAUGAGCCUCAGCUGUGAGAGUGAGUCUCAGCUGUGAGAGAGAGCCUCAGCUGUGAGGGAGAGCCUCAGCUGUGAGAGUGAGCCUCAGCUGUGAGAGUGAGCCUCAGCUGUGAGAAUGAGCCUCAGCUGUGAGAGAGAGCCUCGGCUAUGAGAGAGAGCCUUGGCUGUGAGAAUGAGCCUCAGCUGUGAGAGAGAGCCUUGGCUGUGAGAAUGAGCCUCAGCUGUGAUAGUAAGCCUCAGCUGUGAGAGAGAGCCUCAGUUGUGAGGGAGAGCCUCAGCUGUGAGAGCAAGGCUCAGCUGUGAGAGAAAGCAUCUGUGGUGUGGCUCUGUAUCUUUGAAUCAUGCUGCCUGUUGCUUGAUUGAAUGAAUGACCUCCUACAAAGGCAUUCAUUGCCCCUUAGUUUUUCACUGGUUUCUCAAGCGGUUGAAGGUUACAAAAACAAACCUGCAGUUAAUAAUACAUUCCUGGAAUUAUGAUUAUUAAACUGUAGGGCAAUGAGAGCAAAUGCAACAAAGGUUCCAUUCCUGUGUUCUCUAGUGUGGAUAUGUGCGAAAUGGAUGGACAUUCAUUAAAGGGUGUUCAUGCAGUUUCAAAAACUAUUUUGUGUGUUAUGCAUUGUACUUUAACAUGAUCUCUAUAUUGUAUGGCCCAGAUGAAUGAUUGGUGCAUGUGUAUAUGCAUAUAUGUAUAUAUACAGAGAGAGGGGUGCUAAAAGGGAUGACUGAAUUAGAGUGUAAGGAUUAUUAACGUUGCUUUUUUGGCCUUGGACAGCCUGUACACCCAGGUUUUAGCCUUUUAACACAACACAAAACCUUUCUGAGUCACUGCUGUUGGGUGCUUGGUCUUCUACUUCUGGACCAGGACUGAAUAGUUUGAACAGUUUUUUCCCAUUCAUUUCAAGUUAUUAGUGCAUUUGAAAAAAUCUAUAUUUCCUGGAUAUUUAUUAUUUACGGGCCUUCAUUAUUGUCUAACACUGGUAUGGAAUUUACCUCCACCCUCCCGUCCAAAAACGAAAAACAUAUUCCACUCGGCUGCAGGGCUAAAAUGAGCAAAAGUGACCAUGUCCACAUGCGAAAGAUACUCCACUGUGGUCAUUUAUUAAUGUAAUGUUCACUCUCCUGGGAUCUGUGCAGUUCAACACAGGAGGCCGAAGACAUCCAGGCAAAAGGGACAUUUGUUGGACUUCCUGAUUUCGCCUGCAGGGGGCACAGUCUCAAACAGAGGAUGAGACUCCCAGCAUUACUGCUGCUGCUGGGUUUCACAUGUGAAGGUCCAAGAUGACUGCACAAUUGAGCACACACAGAACCAAGCACAAAAUGGCCACUGACACCUCUCCAGUUGGUAGGCCAGGAAAGUCCUGGAUGACUGAGGCAAAUCAAAAGAAAGUUAUCAUUGCAAUCCUUGUGUAAACGCAUGUCUGUGUCAUCAAAAAAAGGACAUGUCCGUUGUUUCCGAGUGCAAACACCCUUAACUGAAGGAAAGGGUUGAUAUUGCAUGCUGCAGUCCAUUUGCGAGCUACAAUGGCAGGGCCUAAAAUUUGUCAAUAUACACUAUGCAAACAACUCCUGCAGCUUAUCUCAAAAGGCUUGCGCUAAGCAGGAAGUGUGUGUAUCUAAAACGUGUAUUAAUAAGCGGAAAAUAUAAAUGUUCAUCCCCAGCUAGGGUGGAAUUCUAAAUUGCACAUCCCGUGUGAGCAAGGAAUCACGACGUCUUUAACAUGGCUUACGUCCAUCAACUUAAGCGUGUAUACUUGCUGUGUAUAUAUUAUUUGAUGAUACAUGUUCUUAUGAAAUAAUUAUUGUAACAACAAGAAUAAUACAUUUUAAGAUGAAUGCAGUGAUGAGGUGGAGAUGGACUGACAGUUUUGAACAGCGAUGUUGGUGUAAUAUUUCUUGUUGAAAAGUUCAUAAAUAAUAAUUGGUUUACCUGCAUUACUACCCUGUCAUUGCUCACCCUUUGAUUUUGUAAACAUGGUGAUAAUUACUGUUUUAUAUUUCAAUUGCAAAAUGAAUAAAAUGCUUUUAUUUUGCAA